AUGAUGCAGAUGUAUUCCAGCAUAAUGCGUGGUAGGAAUUUAGUUAAUUUUGCCGUUAAAUCGCGGUUAUGUCAACGAGAUACAAGGUUUAGAAAAAAACCUAAAUAUGGUUCUAGAUACCUAAAAAAUAAUUCUAAUGUGUUUUCUUUUAAUGCUUGGGAUGAUGUUGAUUGGGAUGAAACACAAGAAGCUGAAGCGUUAAAAAAAGUACAAAUUAACAGCACAGUAAAAUUUUCUGAUUCUGAUAUUGAGAAAUAUGAAACCGAGGCCGAUAAAAACUGGGAUAAAUUUUACGAUAUACACACAAAUAGAUUUUUUAAAGACCGCCACUGGUUAUUUACAGAAUUUCCGGAAUUGGCAAGUGAAAACUCAGAAGGCCAAAAAACUAUUUUUGAAAUUGGCUGUGGGGUUGGCAAUACGGUUUUUCCCAUAUUGCAGUAUUCCAAGAGUGAAAAUAUUUUUAUAUAUUGCUCAGAUUUUUCAAGUAAAGCUAUAGAUAUAUUAAAGGAAACGGAAAUGUAUGACGAAAAUAGGUGUAAAGCUUUUGUUUUGGAUGCUACACAGGAAAACUGGGAUGUUCCAUUUGAGAAAAAUAGUGUGGAUAUUAUAGUUUUAAUAUUUGUACUUUCAGCAAUAAAUCCUGAGAAGUUUCAACAUGUAGCAAAACAAAUUUCAAACUACUUAAAACCAGGUGGUUUAAUUUUAUUCCGUGAUUAUGGGAGAUAUGACUUGGCCCAGUUAAGAUUUAAACCAGGACGUUGUUUGGGGGACAAUUUCUAUGUAAGGGGUGAUGGAACCAGGGUAUAUUUUUUCACACAGGGGGAAGUAAAGGAUAUUUUUGAAAGUGUUGGGCUCCAGGAACUAGAAAAUAGGGCUGAUAGAAGACUACAGGUUAAUAGGGGCAAACAAUUAAAAAUGUACAGAGUUUGGAUACAAGCUAAAUACAAAAAACCUGAAUAA
Messenger RNA from Brassicogethes aeneus, 960 nucleotides. NCBI's taxonomy places the organism in Eukaryota, Metazoa, Arthropoda, Insecta, Coleoptera, Nitidulidae. The record is from the annotation of a GenBank genome assembly.